Dibothriocephalus latus is the source of this 258-nucleotide messenger RNA. NCBI's taxonomy places the organism in Eukaryota, Metazoa, Platyhelminthes, Cestoda, Diphyllobothriidea, Diphyllobothriidae. The record is from the annotation of a GenBank genome assembly.
AUGUUUGUUUUCAGCGGUGUCAUAGACCACAUUGAGGCACGGGUCAGACAGUUCACUGAUGCAUGCGAGAAGGAAAAGGUAGGAAGGACCGAUGAUGAUGAUGAUGAUGAUGAUGAUGAUGAUGAUGAUGUUGAUGAUGGUGAUGAUGAUGAUGAUGAUGAUGAUGAUGAUGAUGAUGAUGAUGAUGAUGAUGAUGAUGAAAAUGAUGAUGAUGAUGAUGAUGAUGAUGAUGAUGAUGAUGAUGAUGAUGAUGGCUGA